This is a messenger RNA of Musa acuminata AAA Group (dessert banana), 1130 nucleotides long. RefSeq names its product trimethyltridecatetraene synthase-like. The coding region runs from base 27 to 1025 and encodes 332 amino acids. NCBI's taxonomy places the organism in Eukaryota, Viridiplantae, Streptophyta, Magnoliopsida, Zingiberales, Musaceae. Gene Ontology annotation, molecular function: iron ion binding; oxidoreductase activity, acting on paired donors, with incorporation or reduction of molecular oxygen; heme binding. The transcript has 2 exons. The record is from RefSeq and is a predicted model, not a curated record.
CUCGUCUUCCUCCCUCCUUGUCAACAAUGGAGAUACCAUCGUCGGCCAUAUACUUGGCCCUUGUCCUAGUUUUCACACUCCUCACAGGCCUCUACGGCGGCCGCCGCCGCCAGAAACUCAACCUCCCACCUGGGCCGAGGCCGUGGCCAGUCAUUGGCAACCUCAACCUCAUUGGUCCUCUGCCUUACCGCUCCCUCGCCGCCCUCUCCCAAAAGCACGGCCCACUGAUGCACCUCCGCUUCGGCUCCUUCCCGGUCGUCGUCGGCUCCUCCGUCGACAUGGCCAAGUUCUUCCUCAAGACCCAUGACCUCUCCUUCGUCUCUCGCCCUAAGUCCGUCGCCGGCGAGUACACCUUCUACAACUACUCCAGCAUCGGCUGGUCGCCUUACGGCCCCUACUGGCGGCAGGCACGCAGGAUCCUCAUAAUGGAGCUCCUCACCCCCAAGAGGCUGGACUCCUACCAAUACAUUCGGGUAGAGGAGGUGCGCGGCCUCCUCCGGGACCUCUUCAGGUCCACAGGGACGCCUGUCCUCCUCAACGACUACAUUUUCACUGUCAUCCUCAACAUCAUUAGCCGCAUCGUGUUGGGAAGGAAGUACACGCAGGAGCAGUCGGUGUCGUCGGGGGCGCCCGCGGCGAUCGUCCCGCAGGAGGAGUUCAAGGAGAUGAUCGAGGAGCUGAUGCUGCUCAACGGCGUCAUCAACGUGGGCGACUUGAUACCCUGGCUGAACUUCCUGGACCUGCAGGGCUAUGUGAAGAGGAUGAAGAUGGUGGGCAAGAGGUUCGACAGGUUCCUGGAGCACGUGCUCGACGAGCACAAUGAGCGGCGUCGGCGAGAAGGGAAGGCGUUCGUCCCCAGGGACCUGGUGGACGUGCUCUUGGAGUUGGCCGAUGAUCACAGUCUGGAAGUCAAGCUCGAGCGGCAUUGCCUCAAGGCCUUCAUUCUGGACAUGUUCGCCGGCGGCACCGACACCUCCACCGUGACCAUUGAAUGGGCCGUCUCUGAGAUCCUCAAGUUUGUUUAAUAAUUAAGAGGUGAAGGGGAUCCAUGAGAAAGAAAACUGUCGGCCUCGGUGUACUCGAGAAAAAGGACAUUCUAUCAAUGUAAGUGCAGUCAACACCGACUGUGA